AGAAGAGCUCGCAGCCUCGCACGACCGCGGCGACGCCAUCGUGAUCGCCGGCGGACGCGGGAUGCACUGCGACGGCGUGAUGGACUUCGACGGCGAGAAGCGCUCCUCCGCCCCCGCUGGCGGCGCCGGAAGCGUCGGGGGCGGGGAGGGCUACGACUACCUCAGCUCGCUCCCCGACGAGCUGCUCCUGCACAUCCUCCUCCGCCUCCCCGUCGCCGCCGCGGCCCGGACCAGCACCCUCUCCCGCCGCUGGAGGGAGCUCUUCGCCGACAUCCACGUCGUCUUCCUCGCCCUCCCCGCCGCCCGCUCCCGCGCCCGCAUCUGGGGUCACCCUCGCCGCCGCCGCGGCCACCGCCCAUGCAUCUUCCCCAACCCUCCGCGUCGACCCCGUCCCGGGCGACGCGGCUACCUCACCAUCGGCCGCUGACCGCGCGCGACGCCUCUCCGCCGGGCCCUCCUCCGAAUCCGGCGAUCGACGCGCGACGUCCCCACGGCUGACGUACGCGUGAGACAAAUCCUGAAACCCCUUUGUAUUCCGUGGAUGAAAUGCUCCUG
This is a messenger RNA of Panicum hallii, 555 nucleotides long. RefSeq names its product MEIOTIC F-BOX protein MOF-like. NCBI's taxonomy places the organism in Eukaryota, Viridiplantae, Streptophyta, Magnoliopsida, Poales, Poaceae. The coding region runs from base 62 to 427 and encodes 121 amino acids. The transcript has 2 exons. Gene Ontology annotation, molecular function: protein binding. The record is from RefSeq and is a predicted model, not a curated record.